CUCGCUCGGUCUCGCUUCUUCCUCUGAGCACAGUGAACGUUUCUCGCUGAAGCCUCUUUUGCUCGCAGCAGAUUCCUCGACCGACAUAUCGUUUUACACUUUUCUGUUGUCUGAAAUUAUUCUUUUUUUGUCUCUCUCUUAUUUUUUUAUUUAUUUUUUUGGUCAACGAAACACAGAAGAUUAAUUUGACCAAAAUACACUCAAAUGCGGACGGAACUAACAUUUAACGCCGAGCUGCAAGGCUGUGUUUCCGCAAGUGGCAAGUGUACAGAAGAAGGGUUUCAAUCCUACCCAAUUCUGGGAACUUUUGGAGUGGGAUAAAUGCUUAAAUCCUGCUGGUAUCAUAUCUAUACACAUCAAUGACGUAGAUGGGAAAAGCUUGCUUUAAAACCUAUCCCUUGUGUACUCUAAGUCACCUCAAACGGUUUUUAAUCAACAGAGAACUUUGCUUUGAUUUGCAUAUCCGUUACUGCGGAAGACUUUGAACAACAUAGCAGCUGCCCAGUAUUAACAAUUGGUGCGCUGUGUUCCAACUUCCAAGUAAUGCAAGUGACAGGACCAGUCAAAGCUGGGCGUAUAUUGUGCCAAGCUCUCCCAUGCCACCAAUAACGAAGAUUGAAAGACAAGUUACUCAGGGUGAACUCCAGAAAUCAUGCCAGAGGACCAUAGCUGAGAAGGUCACCGAUAGCUGCCAGCUGAUCUGCCAAUGUAGACCCUACCCUCCUCUACCUCCCCCCCCCCCACCGCCUCCUCCCCCAAGGGUACUGGCUUUUGCAACAGCUGAGUCAACGGUGCCCCUGUUAAAGCCCUGGUGGAAGGAGGUAGUUGUAGGCGGGACAGUGGGAUGUGCCACGCUAGUCUUUCUCCUGGUCAUGGUCAUCAUCUGCUACAAGGCAAUAAAAAGGAAACCACUGCGAAAGGAAGAGAAUGGAACAAGCCGAGGUGAAUAUGCAAUGGCCUCCCGAAACAAGAAAACGGUAGAUGCUAACAAUACGGUCGUAUAAGAUCCAGGAUAAAGAGGAAGGACAGACAGACCCUCGACCCCACUCCCUUCCAAAACACAGCUACUCCCAAACAUAUGACAGAGGAGAUGAAAUUUGAAUACACGACCAAACCAUGCCUGUGUACCAUGGCUUCACUGGGAAAUGGAAGAAAUAGAGAUAAAGUGAGAGCAAGCUUUGGGGCUUAGGACCUCCUUUUCAAAGUGCACACAUAUAAGAUAUUCAGAGCAGGGAGGCAGCCUCGCUCUGAAGUCUUGAUGUUUGUCAGAAGCAAGAAUGAACCUGUCAAUCACAGUAACUUGGAUAAAAAAAAAUAAAAUUAAAAAAAAACUUUGCAUAGACAUUUGAAAAAAAAAAAAAAGAAAAACUAGAAUGUAAAUAAAAAAAAAAACUGCAUGCAGUCUUUGUUGAAUGCAACAACUUUUUAGAUUCCUCUGCCUUUAUUGUUUCUGUCUUCGUUUGAUGUUGCACCAGGGCAUUGUUAUUUGGCAUGAAAUACAAGAGAAGGGGCAGCCCAUUUGAGCCUAAAAUCAAGGCACUGUCUGCAUGGUCUGACCAUUACACUCUACCCCAAAACAAUAAACCAACAAUGUGAAUGAAGAGGGAUAGAUGGUUGGUGCCAAUUUUGUAAACCAAAAAAACUGCAUGCUUUAAAAACUAGGACCAGACUUCCAGUUCCCUGACUAUGCAAUUCGAAGUAGCUAUGGUUUGCUUUUUUUGGGCACCAGCAUCGUUUAUGGAAGAUUUAAAAAAAGGUGCUGUUUUUAAAUCCCACAGUUUAUUUCAUUUGCCUUGUUAUAUUUUUCCCCUGGCAGAAGACUGUUGAUGUUUUCAAUGUAUUUUACAACGUACAAGUAAAUUAAAUAUCCACCUACUCUAGGUUCCAUCUGAAUUUUCACGGUUGUGAACCUUUUUUUUUUUUUUUUUUUUUUAAAUGGCUUCCGUUUGUUUUGUAUUUAUUUUAUUUCAUUGCUCCGCUGUCAUCAGCUUCCUGAAAUACUGGGACUGUGGUCAUAUUCAGAAGCCUGCCUCUGAAAAGCUUGCUGCCUUGUCUGUCUCUGAACAUGAAAUGCAUGGCCAUCGUCACCUCUCUACUCUGGCUUUGCCUCAAGAGAAAGUUAUUUUAUUGGCUAAUUUAAUGUUCAUUAAGUAUAUAACCUACUAAAAUAUUUGUUAAACAGUCAUAACAUAGCAACAUGUAUCACAUUGCCACAGUCAACCUGCUAAACUGUUCUUGUGAGUUCUGUCAGAGAUGAGAUGCUUGUGAAGUGUGGGUGUCGAAGAAACAGAAAGUACUGUAGUUCAGUUAAGGAAACCAUCAGUUUGAUUUGUAUUUCCCCCCAUGUUACUGAGCAUCUCAGAAUAUAUAGAGAAGUUCCAAAAAUAAACUCAUCCUAAAAAGCUGUUUGUCCCUAAUUUGUACACGUGCAUUUACUUUUCAAAAUGAGAAGGAAAAAAAACAUUUGAAAGUUACAAGACUAGAAAUAAACACACUGGUUAUUGAAGCAGAGUUUAUUUAUUUUUUGUUUUACAGUAUAACUGGAAUGGGUAGGGGCUUUCUUUCACAUACAAAAAAAAACAAACAAACAAAAAGCCUUUAAAAAAACACUUUGGUUAAAAUAUAGAAAAAAGUCAUUUCAGUGUGAUUUUACAAAGAGUCUUCUUUAAGUCACACUGGUACUGUACCUGGUAUACUGUUGUCCAUAACAAUGUUGAGUUACCUGGUAGGGAUUUUGGACCUUUUCAAGCAGGUUCAUGUAACUGUUUAAUGUGUCAACACUGUACUUUGUACUUUCUGUGACACUGGUAACUAUUUUCAAGACACUGACAAACAGUAGUGACUGUGUUGGAGGCAGUACAUUUCCCAGCAGGUCCUUCUCCUUUGAGGGUGCAAACUCCAGGAGGUAUGAGAGAAAACUGGCCAUAAAUAGUGAAUAAAAGCUUAGAGAAGACAGGAAGCUGUGGAAUAUGAAGUAGGAAAUACUCUGUCAAAUACUUAAUGUGAUUACCAGCUUAUCCUUCUCUUUCUAAAUGAAAUCUCCCCUCUCGACCAAAAAGAAUAAACCUUGGGAUCCUGCUGAAGAGGUCUGUGCUGUAAAAGCAUCACUUUGCAUGAGAACAGGGGGUCUGACAAAAGCUGGGCGAAGGCAUUCACUGCUAAGGAUGCUCGUGGUUCAAAACAAAGUCUUUUGAUUUUAGUUUUUUUUUUUUUUUUUUUUUUUUUUUUUUUUUAAAUGGAGGGUUUGAAUGGAAUGGAAUGUUUCACGUGUUUUGUAUUUCCAAAAGUUCUUGAGGUCUGGCAUCGUGGCUGAAUUCAGCAAAGGAAAGUGUCUUGGUGCAUCGACCUUUUCUACCAUUCUUUUGAAAGCAGACAUCCCUUUUUAUGUAAUGGAAAUGGCCCCUCAUCUUUAUCACAUUUAAAUGAACUCAAAUCAGUUAUGCCAAAACAGUAAGUAUCUGUGCUUGCAUGCAGUGAACCCCCUACUCUGGACCUGUGCAUAAGUGUGCUUUGCAGCUUUUAGUAGCACUAAAGAUUUUUUGAUUAAGAGCUUGAAGUUACGAUUGGCCUCUGUGGAGCAAGUGCUGAUCUCAAGAAUGGACACGUUUUAACACUUUAGUUGUGCUCUAGGUCUCUUACCAUAAACAUAUUCCAAUAACUCACCUUUCAGUCUGAACACGUCUGAGUCCCCUGACUAAACAAGUGCGGGAUGAGUUCAAUGUUGCUAAAUCUUA
Molecule: messenger RNA, 3734 nt
Organism: Polyodon spathula (Mississippi paddlefish)
Lineage: Eukaryota; Metazoa; Chordata; Actinopteri; Acipenseriformes; Polyodontidae
Product: proline-rich membrane anchor 1-like
Exons: 4
Coding region: 597-1004 (135 amino acids)
Source: RefSeq, a predicted model, not a curated record